UCUUUUGGGUUCGGGUGUGAAUCACCUUCUUCUUCCCCAACCAAAAAAAAAAUAUCCCAAAAGCGAAACAGACAAUCGUCUUCUCCUCGAUUAGGGUUUCAUUUUCUCCACCGUCUGGCCGGGGUUUCAAUGCCUGCGAGUUCAUCUGUCACCGAAAACCCUAGACACUGCCAAUCUCGCCUCCGAUUCUUGCUCUACUUCGUUCGAGUGUUAGAGAAUUCGCUUCGUUCGUUUAAUAUUUUACCGUCUUUUUGAUGGCUCCGAGUCGCAGGAAAGGCGGUGGUAAGGCUGCCGCCGUAGCUGCCGCCUGCCUAAAGUGGAAGGUGGGCGACCUUGUGCUUGCCAAAGUCAAAGGUUUUCCUGCUUGGCCUGCCGCGGUUAGUGAGCCAGAAAAGUGGGGAGCUUUAACCGAUUUGAAGAAAGUCUUUGUUCACUUUUUUGGAACACAACAGAUAGCUUUCUGCAAUCAUACCGAUGUUGAAGCAUUUACAGACGAGAGGAAGCAAUCACUUUUGACAAAACGCCAUGCGAAAGGUUCAGAUUUUCUUCGUGCUGUAAAGGAGAUUAUAGAGAGUUAUGAGAAGCUUAAGCAGCAAGAACAAGCUGGUGAUCCCAAAUCUGCUGAAGAAGCCACUCUUGAGAGUGCUGAGGAUGCUACACUGAUGCCUCAGGUCAGUGAAAUUCCAACUGGGACAAGUAUAACACAAAUGAAGUCUGUUCCUAGUCAUGGUAGAGAUGAAUCUACUAUGCAAAAUGAGGAUGCUUCAGCUGCUGAACAAAUGCUAGCCCUGCGUGAUAACAGUGUACCACGUAACAAAGCCUGUGAUAGUGCAGUUGUUAAAGAACCACGCAAGAUAGCAACAUAUUCUUCAAGGAAAAGAAAUGGAGGGGUACGAUCUCAAAGGUGUGCACCACAGAAGAAUACAUGUUCGGUUCAGCGCUCUAAAAGUUCAUCAAGGUUGCAAACAGAUAAGCUUCAAAGCUCCAUGUUGCAAAACAGCGAUGGUGGACAGAGUAUCGAUGACGUGGAUGAUGGAGCAUUAAGAAGGGGAAAAAGGAUCAGAAGAUCAUCAGGUCAUUCUGAAUCAGAUGAUGUGGCUUCAUCAGCUUUAAAUUCCCAUGGGAGUGACGAAGAAAAUGCCUCUGAAAUUGCGACGGUUGAAUCAGAUAAUAAUACUAGGAAUGAAGGCAAUGGUGUAGAUUCUGGUUCCAAAGUUGAACAAAUCGAUAUUGGUGGACAGUUUCUUGAAGGAGAUUAUGAGCUCAACAAGGGGCUUAAUUUCCAAAUUAAUAUCAUGGUUAAGAGAAAGAAGAGAAAGCCGACCAGAAAACGUGGAACCAGUGAUGUUGUUGAUCCUCAGGCUAAAGUUGAAGCAGAAGCAGUUCCUGAGGCUGGAGCACGUGAUAAUGUUCAGACAUCACGAAAUUCUCAUGAAAGGUUUACUGAGAGGCCUUGUGAAGAUAAUGGGGAUGAGCACUUACCUCUGGUGAAACGAGCCAGAGUCAGGAUGAGUAGAGCAUUUUAUGGUAAUCAUGAGGCCAAUAGCUCUUCACAGGUUGAAGAAAGAUCAUCCAAGGACACCCUGGUCAGUGCAACAGCACAGACAAGCCCUUAUGAUAUCAUUUCUAGUCAUGAUACUUUUGCAGUUGAAGAAUCUAGAUUUUUUGAAGUGUCUGCUAAGCUCUCAGGUGACAUGGUUAAUGUAGCACCAUCUCCUGUGGAGAAACCUCAUGAUGGAAUGUCUCCAUCUGAGGCUUGCGUUCAGACUGUGGGAGGGAGAGACUAUGCUAUGGGGUGGAAUGAGCUUAGCAAGACACCAAAUGAUGAAGCAGGUGGACCCCAAUCUAAUCAAGUUAGCAGUUUGCCAGCUGGCGAAGCUCAGACAGCUAGUGUUCCUGAAGCUGUGUGCCCUGAGAACAUUAAGCUGCUAACUAGUGAGUCUGAUCUUCCAGUCGUACAAUGCUGUCAAGUUACUAAAAUUGAUCCAUCCUUGGAUCCUAAUACUGUCGAUUCAUCUGCAAACAAGGCCUCGGGGAUAUGCUCAUUAAGCAUACCUUCUCAGUUAUCUGGCCAGGACAAAAGCAAGGACCAAGAUGCUUGUGAUUCAUUGGGCAAUACUUGUGAAUAUCUGAAUGAAGAAGGCAAUAAAAGUGAUGCUUGCGUGGCUCAGGUUGUUCAGUCUGAAGCUAUAGAACAUUCUCCAUCGUCUUGUUUAGUGGUGAAUAAGCAGGAGACUGAGAACAUGCAAAAGGCUGAAAAGAUGCUGCUGAAAGAAGUGCAUGGAAGUGUGCGUGAAGAAUGUGCUAUUGUCAAACCAGCUCAAAAUACUCCAAAUCCACCCAUCUCCGCAACUGAAAGUGAUGUGAUAACUGAAAGUGAUGCGAUAGUUGAUGAAAAUGUACCUUUGAAUGAAAUAGGGUAUAACAAAUGUGAUGGCGCUGUUGAGGACAGUAGGCAGCUCAAAAUGAUUGAUGAGACUGAUGAUAAAAGGCAGCAGGUCCAAAUCAUCAAUUCUGGCUCUGUAUCUGAGAACCUUUCACGUGAAAAAAUGAGUUUAUCUCCUGCUAAUACUGCAGACACUCCUGCGAGGGGCACUCCACAUAGCAGCUCAGUUUAUUACCACAUUUCUACUGCAGAAAGUGCAAAUGAUAUGCAGAACAACAGUAGUUGCAGCCCAAAUGUUCCAUCUGGUGAGAAGAAAAAUGUUUGUGAUGCCAUUGUCAAAGAAGAAGAGAAAAUCGAAACAGGUGUAUGUCAGGGACAGAAAGUUGUUAGUUGUGAUGUGCAAUCCACUCGUGGAUCUUAUGAGGAUGCACUUAGUUCAUUGGUGAGGACAAAGGAGAGUAUUGGCCGAGCAACUCGUUUGGCUAUGGACUUGAUGAAAUUUGGUGUGCCUGCAAAGGCUAUGGAGAUUUUGGCUCAUACUUUGGAAAGUGAGUCAAAUUUAAAGAGGAGGGUGGACUUAUUUUUCCUUGUGGAUUCCAUUGCUCAGUGCUCCAAAGGGCUGAAAGGUGAUACUGGUUGUGUUUAUCUUUCAGCCAUUCAAGUAAUUUUACCUCGCCUAUUGGCGGCUGCUGUACCUGCUGGAGCUACCACACAAGAAAAUCGGAAACAGUGCUUAAAGGUUUUGAAGCUUUGGCUUGAAAGACGGAUCCUGCCUGAAUCUAUUGUUCGUCACCAUAUAAGAGAACUUGAUUCACAUAGUAUAGUUCCUGCUUGCCUCUAUUCUCGGCGCUCAGCUCGAACAGAAAGGUCGUUGGAUGAUCCUGUGAGAGAUAUGGAGGAUAUGCUGGUGGAUGAAUAUGGAAGUAAUUCAACUCUCCAGCUCCCUGGAUUUUGCAUGCCUGCAUUGAUUAAGGAUGAGGAGGGAGGGACUGACUCGGAGGGAGGUAGUGACUCGGAUGGAGGGGAUUUCGAGUCUGUCACCCCUGAACAUGAGUCCAGAAUCCUUGAAGAAAAUGUCUCAUCAUCCACGGCUGAAAGGCAUACACUUAUAUUGGAAGAUGUUGAUGGUGAGCUUGAAAUGGAAGAUGUGGCUCCGCCUUGGGAAACUGGAAACUGCGCACACACUGAUCGAGCUGAUAAUACUAAGGUUACCAAUUGUCACCUUGGACAACAGCAUCUGCCUGUCUUUGGCACUUCACAUCAGCAUGCGUCAUUGUCAUCUCCACCACUGUCAUCUUCCUCGCCACCACCUCCACCGCUGCCUCCAGCUCCCCCUUCACAGCAGGGCCAGUGUGCCAUGCCUGAUUCCUACUUAAAUGGCUUUGGAAAUGGAGGAUAUCGCAACAUGCAUGGAGAUCAUCAGGCGGGUCCUCUUAGGAUGAACCCACCACUGUCUGGAAGCACAAUGCAUUAUCAAGGUCCGGAGUCCUCUUAUAGUUCUGGUGUACAACUUACGAAUAGCAUUCCACAGACAGAUGGUUCUAAUUUCCAGCAUAGGCCUUAUCCAUCUCAUCCACAACCUCCUCCCCCUCCGCCUCCACCACAGCAUCAAUACUCAUUUACAGAGCCAGGCCACCUUUUGAAGUCGCGUAGGGACGCUCCAUCGUACUCCCACAGAUCUCAUUAUGUACCGAAUUUUGAUGAAAGAAAUUUUCAUGAUAACCAUGAGAGAAUGAGGCAUGCACCAUAUGAUAAUCGAGAUAAUUGGAGAUAUCAACCAUCUUCUUCUUAUGGUUCGAGAUAUGAAGACAAACACAAAGCCCCUUAUCCAUCUAGUUCAUACAAUGGUGUCCCUCCACGGGAGUCUGAAAGGUAUCAGAACCAGCGGUGGGAUCAUCCUCCUCGCCAAUAUAAUAACAGACACCCUUUGCACCCGAAGCCGCAUUCUGAUGGUCCUGUUCCAGUUGGAAUGAGAGAUCCGGGCAUGUGGCAUCAGAGAAGUGACUAGAGAAACUUGAGAGAGAUGGAAACUGGUAAAGAAGAGAGGGCGGUGUGAAGCAAAAAGCAAAAACACCGAGGUGAUGUGGCUCUAAGAAUGGCUAUGUUGUUGAGGUGAAAUAGUGAUAUGACAAAGAAGGGAGGGUGUACAUAUGAUUUCGGAAUCAGAAUCACAUGCAAUGCAGAGAGUGAGGAAAUGGUAAAAAAAGCCAUUUGUAGAAAUUGAGAAGAGUUUAGUAUUUUAUCUGCGCUCCUUUCGUCUUUAUUGUUCUUUUUUGCUUGUCAACAUUAUUUUGUUAUGUGGGUUUUGACCUUGGAGUGUAUGAUGUAUAUUCAUCUCUUAGAAUAAUAUUCCUACUGAAAAGUUGUUUUUUUUGUUCUUUCUUGAAAGGGAAUGAUUGGGUA
This is a messenger RNA of Arabidopsis lyrata subsp. lyrata, 4789 nucleotides long. Its product is annotated as protein HUA2-LIKE 2. The coding region runs from base 255 to 4394 and encodes 1379 amino acids. Gene Ontology annotation, cellular component: nucleus. The transcript has 11 exons. NCBI's taxonomy places the organism in Eukaryota, Viridiplantae, Streptophyta, Magnoliopsida, Brassicales, Brassicaceae. Gene Ontology annotation, molecular function: double-stranded DNA binding; transcription coregulator activity. Gene Ontology annotation, biological process: regulation of transcription by RNA polymerase II. The record is from RefSeq and is a predicted model, not a curated record.